Messenger RNA from Clonostachys byssicola, 2070 nucleotides. Lineage: Eukaryota; Fungi; Ascomycota; Sordariomycetes; Hypocreales; Bionectriaceae. The record is from the annotation of a GenBank genome assembly.
AUGGAGACGCACAUGAGCCGGUUCCGUAUACGGCCGUCAAGGAAUAAGGGCGUUUCGAUCAGGGCCGAAAGACCGCCAUCCCGAACCUCGUCGGCGACUCAAUUGCUCGUCGGUACCGAUAUGGAUGAGCGCAACGUAUCAGAUGCAGCCUCGGCCCCUGCCGCAUGCGCGGGAAACACGGCUUGGGCAGACCAUUUACCAACAUCUGAGAUGGCUGAAUUGAGGGAGCGGCUUGCCUUGAUGGAGCGUCUGGUCGGCGACAUGGGCAUGUUGGCGGCUUCGCGGGUCAAUCAGGAGAAUGUUCUCGCCGAAACACCACCAAUGCAUGGCCCAAACAUAUCGACACAAGUUCGGCUCGAGCCAUCACCAGAAGCGGUGCGAACGCCUCCUUCACUACGGCUUCCAGUGCAGGCAGCAUCUCCAGUUCAUUCAGCACGGCGUCGUGUCUCCCACUCAUCUUAUCAUACAACCGAGGAGCGCGAGUUGAAAAGACGGUGUCUCCUACCAGACGAGGAGCCAACCGACCGCUCAAGAAACAUAGUCGAACCGAACCAGGUUCAACGUCCAGAAUCAGCACACCUCGAAGCCUCUUGUGACGCUCUUAUAGAUGCCUAUUUUCGAGACGUUCAUCGCGCGUACCCCUUUCUUGACAAGAGCGCCCUGCUUAGCACUAUGAAGAAGAGAAGUGAGAAGGAUAUCCUUUCAAGCAAAGGUCAAGACCCAGAAGCCACCAUUCUAUAUCUAGAUCCUGGAACCCCAUCCGACUCUGGGACAGUCUUGUUUGAUGUUGAUUAUGAAGGCCUGGUCUCAAAGUGCAUGAUGAACGAAAGCAUAACAAAUCUGCAGAUCUUGUUAUUGCUUGCAAUUUAUUCCCAAUCUGAUCCCUCCGGAAUGAACACAUGGGCAAUAGUAGAUGUCCUGGGCCGGCAGGCCCUGCGCCUGGGUCUCACAAAGGGGGAUACUGCUGGCAAGGGCUAUUCUGCGGCCGAGGUGGAACGAAACCAUCGUCUGUUCUGGAGUAUUUAUGUUCUAGACAGGAUGGUUGCACUUACGACCGGCACACCGGUAGCCAUGAUCGAUGCCAAUAUGGACAUACCUCUGCCUCGGAUCACCGUUGAGGAGUUUGAUUCGCCCCAGCGCCAGGAGCAAGCGCACGUGCUCCAGGUCUCCCGGCACAUUAUACAACUUCGUACGAUUGAAUACAAGGUUCUCCAAGAAAUACACCUCCGAGACCAAAAGUCUACCAGUGCAUUGACGCGCGAGGACCGCUACACUCUUAUCGUGGGCCUCCGGGCAGAGAUAGAGGACUGGUACAGCAAUGGCUGUCUCCUACAAUCGAAUGAGCUCGACGAUAUGACGAUUCAUAUUCGAAUAUGCUGGCUUGCAGCGCGAUACUACAACCUGCUACUUCUUCUCUACUACCCAUGUCAUUUCAACCCAGGGACAAUGCUCCUUUCCAACGGCGAGCUGCUUUCACUGGCGAGAAAGCAUGUCCAGGCUAAUUUCGUACGGUUCCAGCAGCGGCAACUGCCUUUGAACCGCCUCACUCUCUGUAGAAUAUUCCCCGUGUGCAUGGUGUUUCUUCACUGUUUCCUCUCUCGUCAAAGCGUGGCAGAGUGCGCGCGCGCUCGUGAAGAGAUAUCCAUGUGCGCUGAUAUUCUCGCCGCCUUCCCAGAAAGCUGGACGCUUGCUCAUCGCGCGGCGCCCAUUAUUUGCCAACUGGCUGCCCUGGUAUCCAGCACUUCCACGAAGAUUGGGGAUGAGGCAGGCCUCACAGAAGCGGAUCAGGCUUGGUGCCUGGCAAUCAAGCUCAGUCUUUCCGAACUCUCCGAAAAGGUGCUAGGAAGAGGAAGUAUCUACAGAAAUAUUCAUUGCUGGCAGGGUUCGGAGUGUACGAUGCCUGAGAGUGAACUGCUGUCUGAGAAGCCUUCGUUGCCUUGUGCACACUUUACACCAGAAGAAGGCGAUGGGAUUGAAGUCCAGAAUGGAGCUUUUGUUCUCGAAGCUACCCAAAAGACUUCAAGUGAUUCUGCGAUAUUUGUAGGGCCUUCUAUUUUGGACUACUUGUGA